Molecule: messenger RNA, 2614 nt
Organism: Paramecium sonneborni
Lineage: Eukaryota; Ciliophora; Oligohymenophorea; Peniculida; Parameciidae
Source: the annotation of a GenBank genome assembly
AUGAAUAGUAAAUAAAAGGCCUUUGCCUUAUUGUUACUGUUUAUGCUUUCAGGAGUGUAAGUGAUGACAUAGGAUUUGACAGAAGAACAAAGAAAGUUAUUAGAACAAUCUUAGGAAACUCAUGAAUUCUAAGCUGAAACAGGUAGAUUAAUGGAUAUUUUGAUAAAUUCUCUUUAUACAUAAAAGGAAAUCUUUCUUAGAGAAUUAAUAUCAAAUGCAGCAGAUGCUCUUGAUAAAAUUCGUUUUUUAAGUGUUAAGAAUCCUGAGAUAUUAGGAGAGAAGACAGAAUUAGCUAUAAGAAUAGAAAUAAAUACAGAAGAGAAAUCAGUUUCAGUGACAGAUAGUGGUAUAGGUAUGACAAAGAAUGAUUUGAUAUCAAAUUUGGGUACAAUAGCAAAAUCAGGAACAACUUAAUUUAUAGAGGCAAUAAAAGGUGGUAAUGUAAAUUUAAUUGGUUAAUUUGGUGUUGGUUUUUAUUCAUGUUUUUUGGCAGGAUAAAAGGUGACAGUAGCAUCAAAAAAUGGUGAUGAUGAUGAUUAAUAUAUUUGGGAGUCAUAAGCAGCACAUUCAUUUGCAGUAUCAAAAGAUCCAAGAGGAAAUACAUUAGGUAGAGGUACAUAAGUGACUAUUCAUUUGAAAUAAGAUGCAGUUGAAUUUGCAGAGGAAAGUACAAUUAGAGAAUUAAUAAAGAAAUAUUCUGAAUUUAUAAAUUUCCCAAUCUACUUAAAGGUAACAAGAGAAGUAUCAAAAUAAGUAGAAGAGGAAGGUGAAUAAUAAGAUUAAUAAGAUACUAAUGAUGAUGAUGAAGUAAAAGUAAAAGAUGAUGAUGAUGAUGCAGAUACAAAAAAGAAGGCAACAAAAACAAUAAAAGAAAAGGUUUCUGAAUGGGUUUAAGUAAAUGAGAAUAAAGCUAUUUGGUUAAGACCAAAAGAAGAAAUCUCGGAUGAUGAUUAUAAGAAAUUCUAUAAAGUAUUAUCUAAGAAUUCUGGUGAAGAUCCUUUUAAUUGGGUACAUUUUAAAGCUGAAGGAGAAGUUGAAUUUACAUCACUUAUUUAUAUUCCAAAAAGAGCUCCUAGUGAUAUGUUUGAUAAUUAUUAUGGUAAAUAGACAACAAACUUAAAAUUAUAUGUUAGAAGAGUUUUGAUUAGUGAAGAAUUUGAAGAUAUUCUUCCAAGAUAUUUAAGUUUUGUUAAAGGUGUUAUUGAUUCAGAUGAAUUACCUUUGAAUGUGAAUAGAGAAACACUUUAAUAACUUAAAAUGUUAAAAGUUAUUUCAAGAAAGAUUGUAAAGAAGAUUUUAGAAUUGUUUUAAGAUUCUGCUUCUUAUGAUGAUGAAGAUGAAGAAGAAACAGAGGAAGGAGAAGAAGAUGAUAAUAUGGCAGAAACUACUCCUGAGGAAUAAUAGAGAUUAAAAGAUGAGAAAAGAAAAAAGAAGAUUGAUGAAUAUAAUGAAUUUUGGAAAGAAUAUGGAAAGAAUAUUAAAUUAGGAGUUAUUGAAGAUUCUUCUAAUAGAUAAAAAUUAGCUGAAUUAACAAGGUAUUAUUAUAUAUACUAUAUUACGAAAUAUGUUUAUAAUGAUGACAACAUUAAUAUGGAUAAUAAAUAGAUUCAUUUCUAUUUAUUAAAUGAUCUAUAUAAACAGUCGUCUGAUUUAGCAUAUUUCUAAAUUAUUAUUAUCCAUAUAUUAAAUAUCAUUAUACCUAAUAUUUUAUUUUAGAUGGUAUUCAAGUAAGAAUUCAACUGAAUUGACCUCAUUUGAUGAUUAUAUUGAAAGAGCUAAACCAGGAUAAGAUUCGAUUUAUUAUUUGGCUGGUGAAAAUAAAGAACAAUUAUUGGCAUCCCCAAUUAUUUAAGGAUUAAUUAAAAAAGGAUAUGAAGUUUUAUUAUUAGAUGAUCCUGUUGAUGAAUUCACAUUCUAACAUCUAAAUGAAUAUAAACAAAAGAAAUUAGUUAAUGUUGGUAAAGGAGACUUCAAGUAACCUGAAGAUAAUGAUGAAUAAAGAAAAAAAUAAAAAGCUUUAAAGAAAGUAUUUUAACCUUUGACUGAUUGGUGGAGAAAAUUAUUAUCAGAAAAUGUUGAUUCAGUAGUUAUUUCCCAGAGAUUAAUUGAAGAUCCAAUUAUAGUUGUUUCUUCAGAAUCUGGAUAUUCUGCAAAUAUGGAAAGAAUAUCUAAAGCCUAAGCUUAUUCUAGUAAGGGGGGCAAUUCCUAACAAUUUGGUAAGAAGAUUGUUGAGAUUAAUCCAAAUCAUCAAGCAAUUUAAGAGUUAUUAUAAAGAGUCAAAGAUGAUCCUGAUUAAGAAACUGAAGAAAUGGCUAGAGUUCUUUAUGAAGCUGCUUUAGUCAAUUCAGGUAUGAAUUAUUAUUAUUAUUUAUUUAGGUUAUUCUAUUCCAAAUCCUGAAAAGUUUGCUAGUAGAUUUUAUAAAUUGUUUAAUUCAGCCUUAGGUAUCGAUAGAGAUGCAGCAAUAAAAGAGUUUGAAGUUGAAAUUGAAGAUGAACCUGAAGCAUCAUCUGAACCACCUGUUGAUUAAGAUGGAACCAAAUGGGAAAAAGUUAAUACAGAUGAUGCCUAAUGGGAAACUGUAAGUGAUGAUAAAAGAGAUGAUUUAUGAUUCAG